Messenger RNA from Haliotis rufescens (red abalone), 2096 nucleotides. RefSeq lists its product as uncharacterized. NCBI's taxonomy places the organism in Eukaryota, Metazoa, Mollusca, Gastropoda, Lepetellida, Haliotidae. The record is from RefSeq and is a predicted model, not a curated record. Bases 183 to 932 code for a protein of 249 amino acids. Gene Ontology annotation, biological process: regulation of apoptotic process. The transcript is spliced from 2 exons.
UGAAGUCGCUACAUUCAUUCUUAAUCUUCCCAGCCCAUCAGUGGCCGUCUAACACAGGGAGCAGUGUCAGGUGUCUUGUUAGCCCGGUAAUAGUGUGAUUGAUUGUCUUUACCUCAGUGUAUAUGUUGGACUACCACACAUGAGUGUGACUGCUAUCUUGGCUGAAGAUACACUGAUACACCAUGGCUGCAGAACGGGGGAAGAUGCCUGCUGCAGAUGAGAAGUGCAUCCAGACACAUAUAAUGGACAUAGAGGUGGAGCUGGACGCCAAGGACAUCACGGGAACUCUCUACUCCAAGAACGUCAUCGACCUGGACGACAUGAAACACAUCGACGCAGGCACAACCAGAGUUGAGAGAACAAACCGGUUCCUAGAUAUCCUCAUGUCAAGAGGUACAGAGGCAUUUCCGGUCUUCUUGCAUGGACUCGAAGUUAUGGGGUACAAGGACCUUCACAUGAAACUCACAGCUACAAAGGAUUCCAUCAAACCGAUUAUAAAACAACCUUCUGAAGCACAAUUUAGAAGCCAGUUCCGGGUCCUGCAUCAGUACAUCGAGAGGGUUGUGGCAGAGGUGGAUACACGGGCUUCCAAGAUGGAUCUGAUAUUUGAAUCAAAACGAAAAUAUGCCACGAAAGAAGAACUUAAAGUUUUGAGAAAAGAUUUAGCUACCAAAGAGGAAUUGAUAGCAUUUCGGGAUGAAAUAGCCAGGUCAGCUGCAAAUGUGACAGAAACUCUGAACAACAUAUAUAAAAUGUUUGAGGAAAAUGUAGACCAACAGACCUUGAAGGGUCAGAAUGUAGGAAAGGAUGACCUCGUGGCCACUGCUCAGACACACACUGACGAGCUGAGAGAAAAGGUUUCCUGUUUGGCAGAAGCAAGUAGAAAGCUGGAGAAGAUCGUCAACCGCCACGACAUAAAUGAUUUGAAAUAAGUUAUACAGAAAUGAAUAUAAAAGAGAAAGAAUGCUGAAUCGCAUUCUGAAAGCAACAGCGGGCAGAUAUGGUUCAGUCGAGGCCUGCCGGAAACGAAAAGAAGAUAUUGUAAGAUUUUAUAAUAUGUAAUAUGGAAAUACCCAUGCAUGGAGCGUGGCAAUAGUUUAAUCAAGAUCCUAAAGUAAAUGAAUUUCCAGUGGAUUGAGUAAGUUGAGACACUCAUGGGUCCUUACUGCCGGAGGUGAGGCAAAAAUUCGUGGUGCUUCCUUUGCAUAUUCCUGGUAUAUAUUGAUAACAUUUCCAUACGCGCUAGACAGAGGUCCCAUACAUACAGCAACACGUCGGCCACAGCCGAAGCAGACCCGGUGAAGUGUGGUAUUAGUUAGUCGUUCAUGGGGCUGGUGGUGAUACACACUAGGCCCUAACCCGGGGUUCAGUGAAGUCAGAUUAGGUUUUGCAACACAAGCUACUGCCAUUGUUAGACAGGCCUACCAACUGGGACGUGGCAACACGGAGCUGUACCACAGUGUAGAUGUCCCCCAGGUCGAGGUGUUGGAGUGUGACUGUAGUGGAGCAGUGCCACAGUGGAGAUGUCCCCCAGGUCGAGGUGUUGGAGUGUGACUGUAGUGGAGCAGUGCCCGACAUUGUGGCUACAUGUGUUCUUGUAUGUUUCACUGACUUUGUUGAAGCGGGAUAAAUGUAUUGAUCACAAAUGCCAAUGAUAACAUAUGAAGUUCAUGUAAGAUCAGUGUUUUCCCGUUUUACUGUUAUAGGUUAUCAGGUUUCUGCGGCGACUAACAGGAUCGGGUGGUCAGGCUCGCUAAAUUGGUUGAUGCAUGUCAUCGUAUCCCAGUUGCGUGGAUCGAUGUCAAUGAUGUAAAUUACUGGCUUGUCUGUUCCAGACUCGAUUAUUUAUAGACCGCCGUCAUAUAGCUGGAAUAUUGCUUAGUGUGGCAUUAAACAACAAACAAACAAAUAAACAUGAAUUCACGAACAUAAGCAGUUCCUCCAUGUGUGUAUAUUUAGUUUUCUUCUGUUUCACUUUGUGUUAAUGUCUGCCGCAACAAGGAGUCAUAUAGUCAUAAUUACUAUCAAUGUCAAUCUUCAUUACGUUUUGUGUCUCGUGUAUGUCAAUGUAUCGACGGGAGGUAAAUAAAAGCAAC